Molecule: messenger RNA, 2600 nt
Organism: Cydia fagiglandana
Lineage: Eukaryota; Metazoa; Arthropoda; Insecta; Lepidoptera; Tortricidae
Product: myrosinase 1-like
Exons: 9
Coding region: 1-1977 (658 amino acids)
Biological process (GO): carbohydrate metabolic process
Molecular function (GO): beta-glucosidase activity
Source: RefSeq, a predicted model, not a curated record
AUGGAAGAACCAGAGGUCGGUGCUACAUUAUCGGAUUUCUUCAUAGGACACAUCAGGGCAAGCACAGAAUCUGAAACAGAAUGGUCAAUCAAGGUAACCAUAAAUGAUGUCGAUGUCAAUUGUCUUAUAGACACCGGGAGCGGUGUAGAUGUAAUGAAUAUAGAAGAUUACAACAGUCUCAACCUCAAGACAAAGUUAGACAAGUCUCAGACAAGGAUUACAGCGUAUGGCUGUCUACCGGGCGAGUGCACCAUAACAGUCGAUCCAAAUGUGCCGCCCAGAGUAGAUGCGCCUAGAAAGGUGCCAUUCGCACUGUAUCCCAAACUCCAACAGGAAUUGGAUAAGAUGGAGCAGAUGGAUGUCAUCGCCAAAGUCACAGAGCCAACUAAAUGGUUAGAAAAUUUUAUUUUUGCAUCCAGUUGCCUCGCCGCAGUUAGUGCUGCGGCCAGAAACACAACGGGAAGAUCGUUUUCUUCUGAGUUCUUCUUCGGUACCGCCACCGCGUCCUAUCAGAUAGAAGGAGCAUGGGACGUCGAUGGUAAAGGCUGGUCAAUAUGGGAUUAUUUGGCACGCACUGAUCCAGAUCAUAUAGCUGAUAGCAGCAAUGGAGAUAUUGCUGCCAAUUCGUAUUAUAUCUAUAGAAGGGAUAUCGAAAUGCUGAAAGAAUUAGGAGUUACGCACUACAGAUUUUCCAUAUCAUGGCCGAGAAUUCUUCCCUACGGCCGCGCAAACUACAUAAACCAACGCGGCAUCGACCAUUACAACGAAUUCAUCGAUGAGCUAAUAGCCAAUGGUAUCACCCCUUUCGCAACCAUGUAUCACUGGGACUUACCUCAAAAUCUACAAGAGCUUGGUGGCUGGCUGAAUGAGGAGAUAGUUGAUUGGUUCGGCGACUACGCUCGAGUUUUAUAUCAGAAUUUCGGGGAUCGUGUUAAGAAUUGGUUGACUAUGAACGAACCGCAUAUUCACUGCCAUUUCGGAUACGGUUAUAGCAUACAUGCUCCUAGAAUUCACUCCCCUGGUAUUGGUUACUAUGAGUGCGGAAGACAUAUUUUACUUGCAAACGCGAGGGCGUACCAUAUUUACGAUGAUGAGUUCAGAAGUGUGCAAGGAGGCCAGCUGGGUAUUGUUAUCAGCUCUGAAUAUUUGUAUCCUGCAUCAGAUUCGGAAGACGAUAUUGAGGCUACUAGAGAUUCCUUCGAAUUCCAUUUAGGCCAAUAUAUGCAUCCAAUUUUCUCGGAGACUGGAAACUACCCUCAAGUUAUGAUAGACCGUGUGGCAGCAGCCAGUCUUGCCCAAGGCUAUACUUCUUCAAGACUUCGUGAUUUCUCUCAAGAACAAAUAGAAUAUAUCAAAGGCACUUCGGAUUUCUUAGGACUGAACCAUUAUUCCACAAGAAUUGUCUACAGGAACAGCUCUCUCAUUGGAAUGUUUGAGAUUCCGUCACAUGAAGAUGAUGCUUUUGCGGAUUCAUUUCAGGAUGAGUCUUGGCCAUCAUCAGAGGCAGCUUGGAUCAGGGAACACGGCCCUGGAUUAUACUCUCUCCUUGUUCACAUCAAGGAUACAUACAACAACCCUCUCGUCUACAUAACUGAAAACGGAGUAUCUACCACAACUGGUCUCAACGACCACAUCAGGGUGUCUUACUACAGGAGCUAUCUAAACGCAGUACUCGACGCCAUAGCUGAAGGAUGUGACGUUCAAGGUUACUUUGCUUGGAGUUUGAUGGACAAUUUCGAAUGGGCUUUUGGUUACACACAACGCUUCGGCCUCUACGAAGUGGACUUUGAAGACCCAGAGCGGACCAGAACCCCCCGAAAAUCGGCGCUAGUAUACAAAGAGAUCGUACGCAGCCGUACGAUUGACUACGACUACGAUCCCGAUCCUUACGCUAGCAGUGGUAGCAGUGCGUACGCAUCAAGCGCUUGGCUACUUUCAAUUGUUUUGGCUAUUGUAAAUGUUUCAGUUCGACUGUGAAGCCUUCAAGGAAGUGAAAAACAGUAAAGUAUUUAUUAAUUUGUAAACUGUGUACAUAAGAUGUCAUAUACAGGAGAUAUCGAAUCAACAGUUGCCCAUUUCGAGCAUACAAUAUUGAUCUUACAAUGAUCAUUUUGUUUAACGCCACAAAUCACACAAAUGUAGUGUAAGUCGUUCAACGUUGUUCAAUUGAUCCAAUACGAUAGCAGUGACAGUGCGUAUGUAGCAUUGUUGUGCCUAUUGUAAAUGUUUUAGUUCAACUGUGAAACCUUCAAAGAAAGUUGUGAAAGACAUUUUGUUUACCGCCACAAUUGUAGUGUAUAAAGCCGUUCGAAGUUGUACAAUUGAUUAUUGAUCCAAUAUGAUAGCAGUGACAGUGCGUAUGUAACAUUGUCUUGGCUUGUUUCAGUAAGUACUUAACUGUACUUAAAUGAUUAAAAAAGAAAGUUGUUGCAGAAAUUUUCAUGAAGGCACAAAUCUAGUGUAAAAAAUUAUCGCCCGAAGCGUCGACAACGAUAGUAAUCCCGGUAUAGCUUGUAGGUACUGUUGUCAAUGUUUUUGUUUUAUGGUAUAAAGGCUUUAUCAAUAAGAUAAGGUUUACUCGGGUAAUUCCGAAUGUCGAA